AUGGCAAAGGAGCAGGGCCUUCCAAUUAACUUCGGCAAGUUUUUGGCGCACACCGACAAGGUGGUGCGCGAUCGCGGCUUCAAGAGGUUGAAGCGAUGGCUGCUGAAACAUCCGCAGUUGGAAAGGCUGGAGUACAUGAAGGUAUGGAAGGGCUUGUACUUUGCCGUUUGGAUGGCCGACAAAAGACCGGUCCAACAGGAACUUGCGGUGAACAUCGCCUUGCUUCUGAAUGAUGUGCCACGAGAGAAGCGGACACUUUGGAUCGACACGUUCUGGGAGACGAUGCGAGACUCUUGGGAGAAGCUGGACGUUCAUCGUGUCAACAAAUACCUGCUGCUGCUUCGAAUUGUUCUGGCAGAAAUCUUUAAAGACCUGCGGAUGAAUGGCUGGCAAAUGCAGGAGGUCAAGGAUCGCGCGGAAGUCCUCCUACGGCCUGCCCCACACCGCACAAAUAGUGCUUCCAGUGUUGGGAUCAUCAUGCAGUUGACCCGAGUGCUUUGGGAUGAGCUCCAACCUCAGCUGGAGCAGAGCCCAAAGGCGGCUCCCCAGGUGAUCUUGGCACUCCUCGAACCAUUCAUCGGCUUGGCAGAGGGUUCGUAUGUUGAGGGUCUCGUUCGAAGCGUCCAUGAGAAUGUGCUUGGAAGGGUGCCAGAUGAGCUGCUGAAGCAACUGGGCCAGAGAUUGUUGGAAGCUGCUGCGAAUGGUGCAGCAACACAGAAGAAUCGAGAAGCCCUCUACGACAUGGUUGAAGUGCUUGAGAACCGGAUCAGGUGCAGCAACUCCACAGCUCCGCGAUUGCUACUUCCUGACGAGGCAAGCUCGCAGAUCACACCGGACGACAAGGGAUCCAACCAUGUACAGAAGCACAGAAAAAAGAAGAGGAAGAAGGUCCACACUUCUGCUGACAGUCAGGAGAGAGUGUCCGUGUCACCUCUGAUGCUUCCGAAGGCUGCUUUGCCGCUGCGAUCAAAAGUUAUUGCGCAGAGGAAGAAGCGGCAGAGGCUUGACACCAAGGAAGCAAAAGACGUCGGAACGACCAACAGCAAGAAGACCAACUGCCCGGGUUGUGGCAACGCGUACCUGGACGACUCGCUGUUCUGUCGGAAGUGCGGCCGCAAGCGCGACGAGGUCCGGCAACAACAUGAUGGUGGCUCAAACGUCGUCGAGCAGCCAGAAAAGGAAGAGAUCAGAAGACGAAAGAAGAAGAAGAAGAUGCGAAAAGUGUCCUUCGACCUCUUGAAGAAUCAGGUUGUGACCUUCUCUGAUAAGCUUCCGGUCUCCAACGUCAAGGAAGCCGCUGCCAAAAAGGUGCAGAAGAGGAGAUGA
Symbiodinium natans is the source of this 1326-nucleotide messenger RNA. NCBI's taxonomy places the organism in Eukaryota, Dinophyceae, Suessiales, Symbiodiniaceae. The record is from the annotation of a GenBank genome assembly.